Messenger RNA from Melanotaenia boesemani (Boeseman's rainbowfish), 978 nucleotides. RefSeq lists its product as uncharacterized. Lineage: Eukaryota; Metazoa; Chordata; Actinopteri; Atheriniformes; Melanotaeniidae. Gene Ontology annotation, cellular component: nucleus. Bases 69 to 848 code for a protein of 259 amino acids. The transcript has 4 exons. The record is from RefSeq and is a predicted model, not a curated record.
CCCUGAGACGAAGAAAAGCCUUACAUUUUACCUUAAAGAGACAGAUAUCUCUCCAACCUGCUGAAAGGAUGUCCAGCAGGAAGAGGAGACCUAACUGGACAGACCAAGAAAGUCUUCUUCUUGCUCAGUUAAUGCAGGAAAAGAAAGAAAUUAUCAGAGGGAAGUACAGCACUGGGGUAUCAAUUCAAGACAAGAGACAAGCUUGGGAAGAGAUUGUCCAAACCAUCAAUGCUGCCUUUCCACAGGUUCAACGUACAGUUUCUGACUGUAACAAAAAAUGGGAAAAUCUGCUGGCAAAGGCAAGGGAGGACAUCAGACGACAGAAAAGGCAGAUGAAUAAAGGUGAAUCACUGUGUCUUGAACAGUUCUGUACUGUGACUCAAAUUGUUAUUUCUGUGAUGAACCUCUCAGACAUGCUGCAGCUAGAAAGAGAGGACUCUUCUGCCUCAGAGCAAAUGGAAACUCAACAAAACAGUUCUGAUAAAGAUGGAAGUUAUCAUGUUAUAUAUAAAGUUUUUGCAAACAAGCAACAGAUGGAGGAGGACCUCCCCGUCUGUCCAGAUCCUGCCAUCCCUUUAAUGGAACAAAAAACAAAUAUCACCAAAUCAGUCACAGUACAUUGUAAUAGUCCACAUGCUGGAGUCUGUGCUGACUCUGGAGAACAUAUUGAUACUUCUAGCUCUACUUCUCCACCAUCGGCGCACUGCACAACAUUACAGGAGCGAAUGGAUUUGGAAAUGUCUGUGUUGAGAAGACAAGAGGCAGUUCUCAAGCUCCAACAAGAAUAUUACACACUUAAAAUUAGGCUGAUGAAGAAACAAAUGGAAGAAUCAGCUCAAAAGAACUGAAAUUAUGUUACACAUUUGUGUAUCUACCUAUUAUAUGUGACCUUCACAAACGACAGGAGGUAGUUUAUUUGAAGAAUUAUUCUACAGUAUGUAGUUGUUAUGUUGAGUUGCACUAAAGUAAUUGCUCUCU